Messenger RNA from Salpingoeca rosetta, 2645 nucleotides. RefSeq names its product mbre TPR repeat protein. Gene Ontology annotation, molecular function: protein binding. Gene Ontology annotation, cellular component: kinesin complex. The record is from RefSeq and is a predicted model, not a curated record. The transcript is spliced from 2 exons. NCBI's taxonomy places the organism in Eukaryota, Choanoflagellata, Craspedida, Salpingoecidae. Bases 159 to 2645 code for a protein of 828 amino acids.
CGUCAAUCCACGACCUUGGCAACCUCGCUCAUUCAGUCGUUCUCCUCCUCCAAGCACGCCACUGCAGCACUGCACAAUCCCCACAUCCUCUCAGCCUCUCCUCCUCACCUAGUUUGAUUUUGAUAGCUUGUUGGGCGACAAAGGGAAGCAGAAGAACCAUGGCCAACGGCAACGACGAGCACCGCCUAACAGACGGUGUGUCUGUGGCCGCGAUCAAGGCCUUCCUCGCAGACCUGAAGAAGAAGUUCCCCAGCAAGUACACUGAGAUGACCACGGCGGAUGCUUGCAAGCAACUGGUUGUGCCACGCACACAGCAGGACAACUGCGCGUACGUCGACCUGUUGCGCAAACAAUCGCCUAAAAGGGUGGGCAAGGCCACUGUGUUUGUGUCGCACGCGUGGCGAUACAAGAUCGCGGACGUGCUCAACGUGCUGCUAGAGUUUGCGAAGGAGCAAGCACGGAAGGAAGACAGCAAGCCCGUGUUCUUCUGGUUUGACCUCUUCAUGAACAACCAAAACGCCAACGUCACGGCCAACCUCCCACAAGAGUGGUGGAGCACGACGUUCAAGGAGUCGAUUGCCAACAUUGGGCGCGUGCUGCUGGUGUUGAUGCCGUGGCGUGACCCCGUCCCACUGACCCGUGCGUGGUGCCUGUGGGAGAUCUUCUGCGGCAUCAGCAACGAGGGCACAGAGGUCAACAUCCGCCUGCCCAAGAGCGAAGAGAAGGCGCUGGAAGACGCCAUCCAAGACGAGUACGAGGCCGUGACGGAUACGCUGGUGCGAGUGCAGGCGCAGCGUGCUGAGGCCUUCAACCCACGCGACAAGGACAUGAUCUUUGAGGCCAUCCAGAACGGCGUGGGCUUUGGUGCACUCAACCAGGCCGUGAAGGACCAGCUGCGCGCGUGGUGCCUGGAGAAGGCGGUGGCUGCGGUGGAGGCGAUGCGGGCCAGGCGCGAGCACAAGACGGAGGCGUUUGCGCAGCUGUGCGGCCAGGUUGGCGUUGUGCUGAACACGUUUGGCGAGCAUGACCAGGCCAUCGCGUACUACGAGACAGCCCUGUUGAUCUAUCGACGGACUGAGGGGAAGAAAGGCGAGAACGUGGCGACGCUGCACAACAACCUGGGCAUCGCGUGCCGACGCAAGGGCGCGUACGACAAGGCCAUCCAACACUACAAGAAGGCGCUCGCCAUCCGGGUGGAGGUGCUGGGCGAGAAGCACCCGACCACAGCGGAAACCCACAACAACCUCGGCGAAUUACACCGCCACAAGGGCGACUACGACAGCGCGAUUGAAUGCUACUCGAGGGCGAAUGAAGUGUUUGUGGAGACGCUUGGCGACAAGGAUUCGAACACAGGGAUGACAUACGGCAACCUGGGCAUUGCGUACCUCAGCAAAGGCGAGUAUGACAAGGCCAUUGAGUUCAUCGAGAAGGCGCUUGCCAUCAUGGUGGAGAUACUUGGCGACAAGCACCCGAACACGGCCAUGACGCUGGGCAACCUCGGCAUUGCCUACCUCGAGAAGGGCGACCACGACAAAGCCACAGACCAGUUUGAGAAGGCCCUGGCCAUCUACCUGGAGGCGUUUGGCGACAAGCACCCGGCCACGGCGGACACCUACACCAACCUCGGCAACGUGUACGUCGAGCAGCGCGAUUUCGACAGGGCCGUUGAGUACCUUGAGAAGGCCCUUGCCAUCAGGGUGGAGGCGUUUGGCGAGAACCACCCGAGCACAGCGAUGGCGCUUGAGAACAUUGGCCUGCUGCACGGCGACCGCGGCGACAAGGAGCAGGCUAGCGCCUACGUGGAGCGGGCGCUUGGUGUGUUUGAAGCCACGCUGGGGCCAGACCAUCCCAACACGCGCAAGGCGAUACUCAGCCUGCGGCACGUUCGCGGUAAAGAUGAUCAUGACGAGGAGAAGGAGAAGAAGAAGAAGGAGGAGGAGGAGGAGGAGGAGGAGAAGGAGGUGGGGGAGGAGGAGCUGGAGGAGAAGGUGGGCGAGAAGAAGGAGGAAGAUGGGAAGGAAGAGGAGGAGGAGAAGAAGGAGGAGAAGGAGGAGGAAGAUGGGGAGGAAGAGGAGGAGGAGAAGAAGGAGGAAGAUGGGGAGGAAGAGGAGGAGGAGGAGGAGAAGAAGAAGGAGGAAGAUGGGGAGGAAGAGGAGGAGGAGAAGAAGGAGGAAGAUGGGAAGGAAGAGGAGGAUGGCGACAGUAACAAGCAGGAGGAGCAGGAGCUGAACCAGGUACAAGAAGGGAGCGGCGAUGGCAAGGCGCAAGCUUUUGCCGGCCAGCAAGAUGAAACAAGCCAAGAUGGGUCGCCACAGCAGCCGCUUACCGGAUGGCUGCGGAAACGUGGGCGACGGAGGGGCACCUUUCGCCCGUGCUGGUGCAAGCUUGACGAUGGACACUUGGCGUACGGCAAUGCUGCAUCAGGCACGGCCAAGCGACACAUUCCCCUGUCAAGUGUGCUGUCAGCUGAGGUUGCCCAUGGUGGCGAAGAGCUGCGCGUCGCCGUUCCCGGGCGAACCUUCGUCUUCCGCCCAGACGACCGCUCUGACGCCUCGCUCGCUGACUGGUGCACCGCCAUCAACAGCCGCAUGAGUGAGGGCGCGAGGAAGGGUGUUGUUGUGAGCGUGGGUUGCUGCGUCAAGUAG